AUGCUGGCAGCAUUUCCAAUGACUUUAACAAUGAGGACUUUUUCUUUUUCAUUACUUAUUCCCAUUCACAUUGUUACUUUGUCUGGAAACAUAAUUAUCAUUUUAACCGUCUGGAAGAGCCACCCACUCCAUACACCCAUGUAUUAUUUUUUGGUCAACCUAUCCAUCCUGGACAUAUGCUUUACUUCCACCAUUAUACCAAAGUUUCUCACUAUCUUAGCAAGUGAUAAUCGAUUGAUCUCAUUUCAGAGUUGUCUAACUCAAUGCUAUUUCUACUUUUUACUGGGUUCAGUUGAGCUACUUCUGCUUGCAGUCAUGUCUUUUGACAGGUACACAGCUGUAUGUCACCCUUUGCACUAUACAGCAGUAAUGACCCCUGAAUUCUGCCUGUGCCUGAUUCUGAGUUGUUGGCUAGCUGGAUUUGCAGAUACCAUUAUCCCAACUCUUCUAAUUACUAACAUUUAUUUUUGUGGCCCUAAUGUCAUCGAUCACUUCUUCUGUGAUGCAGAACAGCUUCUAAAGCUUGCCUGCACUGACAUCAGGACAAUUCAGAUUGUUAACCUAUGCUGCUCUUUUUUGGUUGUGUUUGGGUCUCUGAUUUUCAUAUUGAUAUCAUAUGGUUUUAUAAUAUUAGCUAUAACAAAGGCCUCCAAGGUGGGUGAAAGAUGGAAGUCUUUCUCUACAUGUGUCUCUCAUCUCCUUAUUGUAGUUAUAAUUUAUGGAAGUUCACUCUUCCUGUGUAUGAGGGGCAUUACUCUGGCAGCCAUAGACAUCAGUAAACUCUCUGGACUCAUGACUGGGAUUGUGGCACCACUUCUAAGCCCAUUCAUCUACACUCUGAAAAACAAUCAGGUAAAAGCAUCUAUAAAACACCUGGUAAUUAGGCAGUCCCUGGGAGUAUAA
Staurois parvus is the source of this 903-nucleotide messenger RNA. The record is from the annotation of a GenBank genome assembly. NCBI's taxonomy places the organism in Eukaryota, Metazoa, Chordata, Amphibia, Anura, Ranidae.